This is a messenger RNA of Gekko japonicus, 4474 nucleotides long. RefSeq names its product exostosin glycosyltransferase 2 (gene EXT2). Bases 181 to 2337 code for a protein of 718 amino acids. NCBI's taxonomy places the organism in Eukaryota, Metazoa, Chordata, Lepidosauria, Squamata, Gekkonidae. Gene Ontology annotation, molecular function: glycosyltransferase activity. The record is from RefSeq and is a predicted model, not a curated record. Gene Ontology annotation, cellular component: membrane. The transcript is spliced from 14 exons.
CCCCCCCGCCUCCGUCUCGGCGCCGGGCGGGCGGCCCGUGGGUGAGAAGGGGCCCCAUGAGGAGCCACGUCUGACGUUGUGGCGGGAGCGGAGGAAUCAGAGAGUGCUCUCAUUGAGGCCUCUCCACUCUCUGGGACCUCGGGCGACCGAAAGCUCGUAGGAAAGGUGGCUUCUUUCAUUAUGUGUGCGUCAGUCAAAUAUAGCACCCGGGGUCCAGCCCUCAUCCCAAGAAUGAAGACCAAACACCGCAUCUACUACAUUGCUCUCUUCUCCGUUGUCCUGCUGGGUCUCAUCGCCACAGGCAUGUUCCAGUUCUGGCCGCACUCCAUAGAGUCUUCAAAUGAUUGGACAGUUGAAAAGCACAGCAUUCAUGAUGUACCUAUAAUUAAGAUUCCUGCAGAGAGCGCCAUCCCAGAGCGAGGAGACCUCAGCUGCAGGAUGCACACAUGCUUUGAUGUCUACCGCUGCGGCUUCAACCCUAAAAAUAAAAUCAAGGUCUAUAUUUACUCCCUAAAGAAAUAUGUGGAUGAAUAUGGCAUGCCAGUCAGUCAUACCAUUUCCCGGGAAUACAAUGAACUCUUAACUGCUAUCUCUGACAGUGACUUCUACACUGAUGAUGUGAACCGUGCCUGUCUCUUUGUGCCAUCUAUAGAUGUGCUGAACCAGAACACACUCCGUAUCAAGGAAACGGCUCAGGCUUUGGCGCAGUUAUCCCGUUGGGAUCGAGGAACAAACCAUCUCUUGUUCAACAUGUUGCCUGGAGGACCACCUGACUAUAAUACAGCGCUAGAUGUUCCAAGGGAUAGAGCUCUGUUGGCUGGUGGAGGUUUUUCUACAUGGACCUAUCGACAAGGAUAUGAUGUCAGCAUUCCUGUUUUCAGUCCAUUGUCUUCAGAGGUGCAGUUGCCAAAUAAAGGUCCAGGUCCUCGCAGGUACUUCCUUCUGUCCUCUCAAAUGGCUCUUCAUCCUGAAUAUCAUUCUGAAUUGGAGGCUCUUCAAUCUGAGAAUAUGGAAUCUGUGUUGAUCCUGGAUAAAUGUACCAAUCUCUCAGAGGGCAUCCCUUUUAUUCAUAAACGAUGCUACAAGAAUCAGGUUUUUGAUUAUCCUCAUGUACUUCAGGAAGCUACGUUUUGUGUGGUUUUGCGUGGUGCCCGCUUAGGACAAGCUGUGCUGAGUGAUGUCCUUCAGGCUGGAUGCAUUCCUGUUGUCAUAGCUGAUUCUUAUAUACUGCCUUUCUCUGAAGUUCUGGACUGGAAAAGAGCUUCUGUAGUGAUACCUGAGGAAAAGAUGUCUGAUAUGUACAACAUCCUGCAAAGCAUACCCCAGCGACAGAUUGAAGAGAUGCAGAGACAGGCAAGAUGGUUCUGGGAAGCUUAUUUUCAGUCAAUGAAAGCAAUUGCUCUGGCAACCCUUAAGAUUAUCAAUGACCGGAUUUACCCAUAUGCUGCUACAUCAUACGAGGAAUGGAACGAUCCCCCAGCAAUUAAAUGGAGCAGUGUAAGCAAUCCACUCUUUCUUCCGCUGAUUCCACCUCAGUCACAAGGCUUCACUGCUAUUGUUCUGACCUACGAUCGUGUUGAGAGCCUGUUCAGAGUAAUCACUGAAGUAUCGAAGGUGCCUAGCCUUUCCAAACUGUUAGUGGUUUGGAACAACCAAAAUAAAAUUCCCCCAGAAGAAUCUGUUUGGCCCAAAGUUCGAGUUCCAUUGAAAGUUCUACGGACCACAGAAAACAAACUGGGUAACCGCUUCUGUCCCUAUGAUGAGAUUGAGACGGAAGCAGUGUUGGCCAUUGAUGAUGACAUAAUCAUGUUGACCUCUGAUGAACUGCAGUUUGGUUAUGAGGUAUGGAGAGAAUUCCCUGACAGACUAGUUGGGUACCCUGGUCGCCUGCAUUUGUGGGACCAUGAGACAAAUAAAUGGAAAUAUGAGUCGGAGUGGACCAAUGAAGUCUCAAUGGUGCUCACAGGAGCAGCUUUUUACCACAAGUAUUUUAAUUACUUGUACACAUACAAAAUGCCUGGAGACAUCAAGAACUGGGUGGACGCUCACAUGAAUUGUGAAGACAUUGCCAUGAAUUUUCUUGUAGCUAAUGUUACUGGGAAAGCUGUAAUUAAGGUGACCCCCAGAAAGAAAUUUAAGUGUCCAGAAUGCACAGCCAUAGAUGGAUUGUCGCUAGACCAGACACAUAUGGUGGAAAGGUCUGAGUGCAUUAACAAGUUUGCCUCUGUCUUUGGGACCAUGCCUCUGAAAGUGGUGGAGCACCGAGCAGAUCCAGUCUUGUACAAGGAUGACUUCCCUGAAAAACUGAAAAGUUUCCCCAACAUUGGAAGCUUGUAAAAAUUUGCAGCAAGGCAAAUUGGGUGCUGGAAUCCAGUACAAUGAAAAGUACAAUGAAAAGUAUAUGGCCUUGAAUAAACAUCCCAGGAAGUAACAUGGAAGGAGGAUACAGAGAUGAAUGCCCCAUUUAGGCUUCAACAGGGGACAACAUUUUUUAAAAAAAGAACGACAAAGCAGCUGUUUCUGUACUACACCAAAAUAUAUUCUUUCCUCUCCAUGGGUCUACCAAAAUGUGAGGGAAAUAUUUAUUUAUUCCAGAGAGAUUACACUUGGAUGAAUACACAGAGAGAGAGAGAGAGAGAGAGAGAGUCUUCAGGCAUACAUAAUAGAAAACAUUUUGCUACUGAACACUUAUUGCCGUGGAACUCAUCGCUAACCUCUUAGGAAAGCAACCUUCUGUCUUUGUUGCAUGGCCCAGCCUGCCCUUAAUCUGUAUGAGGUUAUUUUAGCUGUAGCCCAUGAUAUUUACCAGUAGUGUUGACUCCUCCACUGAUACGCCAACCUUCUUGUCCAUCAGAAAAGAAAACUGGCAUGAGAAUGAGUUAAUGGUCUGUUUUACAAUGGAAGUAGAAACAAAUGGCAGGCAGUAACUUAUUUCAUUUGGGUAUGUUUAGUGAGUGUACAAGUCUCAUGUAUUCCGUUUCCAUUGUAUUUAUAAAGAGAAGACUGCACAGUUGAUCAGCUACAGACAAGCACAUAUCAAAGUGUGUGCAAUGCAUAUUUCCAUUUUGGGUUGUUGUAGGUAUGUUAGUGUCCUUUUCAUAUCAAGCUUCAAACAGUUUUCAGUUCAGUGUGAACUAGUUACCAUCUCCAAAGCAAGUGACAGUAUUGGUGGACUGGUUUUCUUGUCCCCUGGGUUCUUCCCAGGUCUUGGCUCAACUUCCCACUUCCUUUCAGAUCUUCUCGGUAUCAUCUUCUCCUAUCUGUUGUCUCCUCUUUUGCUAUCUAUUAAGUCUCCUGUCCAGGUGGUGAAGAUUAAUUUUCUGGCAUGCUUUCCUAAAGUGAUUGCGCAAUUUAGUGCUAAGACAGUAGUAUGAGAUGCAGCGCCAUAAAAAGGUUUUACUGGAUUUUAUUAAAAAGCCUUUCGUAGUCCAUCAUUAUGCACUGCGCCAUUUAAGGAUACCUAUUACUUCAGUCUGCCAUUUAGCAUAGCCAUUAUUUUUUUCCAAAAUGGAAUUUAUUCCAGUACAGUAUUGUGCUGGGGAUAAGCAGCUGCUAGCUUCUGAAUCUGAGGAAGAAUUGCCAAAUAUGCAGCAAUGGAAGGUUCACCUGCUUUGUUCUUGACCACUGGAGAGAGAAUUGGAAUUCUGACUGGCAAAUAGAAUCUGUUGCAUUAGCACCCAUGACACUUGUAGGUGCUUGUCUGUGAUGUGUUGACUGUACGUCUGAACAUGUCAGGUGUGAAUACAGAAAGGAGUUGUGACUGGCUGCACUCUCUUAUAUAAACUCAGCAGCAAAUACAAGUAUGCCUCUGCAUCAUGUGAAAACAAGAGGGAGGGGUUACCAUGUGACAUCUAGAAGCAUUUAUUUUAUGCAACAGAAUUAAAUAUGAUGUGUACAUAAAAGUGUACACUGUGUGCCAAACAAUGCCAGGAAAAUUAAUAUUGAUGUCUUCUAAGUAAAACAUUAAAAUUAGCUGGAACAGGAAGACAAAAAUGUGAAACAGACUUAUUUUCAAUCAGCACAAUGUUUAAAACUGAGAGGAAUCCUAAACAUUUCCAAACGUUCCUUACAAAGCUGCUGAAGUCCAACUAUUUUUAAAAAUUGAUUUUUUUAUAUCAAUAAUAAAAAUCUGGUAACAAACAAAAUCAAAUACCGGGCUGUCUUUACUCCAUUAAAAUUUAGAAUAUUCCAAGAGAACCACAGGAGUAAACAGAAGUGAUAUAUGUUUUUAUAAAACAAACAAUAAUAUAUGCAUUUACUGUAAAUUAUAUUAAACUAAAAUAGGGGGGGGGGGAAUGUCUACUUUAAAUAAAUCAUCAAGUGAUUAUUCUCCUACUCUGAUAAAAUUGCCACUGUGUGACUUUUUGUAGCAAGAACCAAAAUCUGUACACCUUAUUUUUGAUAGAAAGUAGCAGAGGUCAUUUUGGGGGGGAACGCGGGGGGACACAGUUCCCCCGGGUGAGGUGCAGGGGGG